Messenger RNA from Cryptococcus deneoformans JEC21, 1763 nucleotides. RefSeq lists its product as hypothetical. The transcript is spliced from 4 exons. The record is from RefSeq and is a predicted model, not a curated record. Lineage: Eukaryota; Fungi; Basidiomycota; Tremellomycetes; Tremellales; Cryptococcaceae. Bases 67 to 693 code for a protein of 208 amino acids. Gene Ontology annotation, cellular component: EMC complex.
CACCAACGAACGAACUCUGAACGAACUCUACUUAUAUAACUGCAUCCACGCAACAGUCCUGCGAGAAUGCCUUCGUACUCUUAUUCUAUAACCGAUACCGCCUAUUCCCUGCCCAUCCUCCACGCCGCCGCCCAACCUUCUUCCACUGUUAUCGGCGUCUUGCUCUCCUCCUCCUCUUCUCAAGAUUCGAAGCAAGUAGUCGACGAUGCCGUACCCAUUCUGCACCAUUACACAAGCUUAUCGCCCAUGAUGGAAGCAGGGCUCUCAAUCGUUGGGAAGUACGCUGAAAUAAAUCAUAAGAGAAUUGUUGGUGUGUAUGUUGCAAGGGAUGAAGGCGAUGGGCUUCCCAGAGUCGUGGAAAGGGUGUGGAAGAUCUUAAGAGAAAGCUUUGAAGGAGCUUUCGCUUUGGCUAUCGACAAUGAUAAAUUGGCGGCUGGGCAACCGGCCUAUAUCCCUUAUCUUCCUACUGAGGCUUCUCCAUAUCUUUUGCAAGCUGUCCCUGCAGCGUCGCCGACCCUUCUUCCGGAACCUUUCUCCAUUACUUCGCAAUCAUUACCAGCAAGCUUGCUGAAGGUCAUUAGGGAGAAAAAAAUCCACAGGGGGCUACGGGAUUUUGAUGAUCACCUUGAGGACUCAUCUAAUGACUGGUUAGAAAAUUCAACGAUUAAACAUGAUCUCCAGAUGUUUAUAUAAUAGAGUUCCAUUGUCUUUCAAGAAUGCUAAAACUGUACUUGUACACAGCUACACAGUUGAAUAGGAUUUACAAUAGUGGAUAGAACAUCUUUGGCGAAUGAUACAAGUUCCGUCCCCACCUCCUAACCAUAUCCAUGACCAGUCGUCUCGUUACAGCUCCCGACUCGGCAUCUUUGUGUCAUUUUGUGAUCGAAUAAGCUCGAAGCAGUGAUGUAUUCCUACUGGUCUCGACAUCCUGCAUCACAUCAGUCAACUAGACAAUCCACCCUACUCAUGGGUAGCUUACAAGUCAGAGUGGUCCCCAUCAGGUACGUCAUGAACCAACAAGUCAAUGACACCAGAAUAUUCUCCGACGAGCUGGUUGAAAUAUACUAUACACAAGUCUCAGAAUGGUAUGCGGGAACGAUAUCUGGACUCACAUUGUCCUUUCCUGACGACCAUGUCAUCCAUCCAGCCCCACCAGACAUGCAUUUCCAAGGGAUAUUCGACGGCGUUCACAUGUCCCGCUGUUCCGGUUUCGUCCGCCUCGUUGGCCUGACCAGUCUGCAAGCUAUUCCUUGCUAGCUUCUCUGCAGCCGUUUUUGGAACUACGGCUUCUUGAGCAAACUGGAUUGUCGCUGCCAGAUCAGAUAGUGCCGUUUGAAGCCACGCUCCUCCCGUGUCGCGAGGUCCGCGGUUGAGGCACAAGAGAUGAUCUAUUGCCGGACAGCGUUAGCUAUUGGCUUACAGAGCGAUGUGCGGUUAUGAUACCUUGACCGAUACCUUGACCAUUCUCAGCUUGCAUGUAGCUUGACACCAGCUUUUAUGUCCUUUUAGCCAAUUCUACAUCGCUGCGUGGAGCGUUGCACUCACGCAAGUCACACAACAUGGAGUAGGCCCCCAGUACCGUUCCUUCUUACCCCCUUCUCCUUCGGAUUGAGGCACCUGCACUUCUGUACCCUCGCCCAUGCCUGCUCCCAUAAUGUUAUUCAGGCCUUCUUGAACAUCCUCCUUCAUUCCAGGCUUGAUACUUGUUUGUUCAUAUGGAGUAGAAGGAGACAUCGAUGGCGGUGCUGUGCCCUGAGCGGAAG